CCAGGUUUGGAAUAUCCUGACAUUGUCAACUAUUUGGUGCUACAGACCUCGUGGAUUACUGGGCAGCAAAUGAAAGCUUACAAGUCUAUGGACGCUUACAACUUCUUCGUUUCAGGGUGGGUAAAUACAAUUUUUACCAAACUAGUGGCUGGAACCGACAAAGUGGUUGUUACAGCGAGAGUAAAUCACUCACAACGAGCGAGAGAGACGCCUCUGAAGACAUGGCUCCUUGCUGAAAAGGAUGGAAACGUGUGCAUGGCGCACUGUAACUGCAUGGCAGGACUUUGCGAGGCCUGCUCACACGUUGGGGCUCUUCUUUUUGCCAUUGAAGCUGGCGUUAGAAUG
Messenger RNA from Porites evermanni, 345 nucleotides. The record is from the annotation of a GenBank genome assembly. NCBI's taxonomy places the organism in Eukaryota, Metazoa, Cnidaria, Anthozoa, Scleractinia, Poritidae.